UAUAGUUUCAAUAUCAGACGCCUCGGCCAAUAGGACAUCUGGGUGACAAAUUUGAUGAACUCAUUGAAUUCUAGUAAAUGAGAAGCUGGUGAUAUCAGUUCCUUCGAAAAGACAAGAGAGAACCAGAAACAAAAAAAAAAUUUUUAUGUAGCUCUGUUGGUCAAUCAUGGACAAAAACACCUCAUUUAAUACUUCCUAAAGCUCUUCAUCACCUUCGUUUAGCUGUUGCGUGGAAAAUACAACUUAAAUCUACACGUGGAAGCUGACCUUUUCGAGAUUUUUUUUACAACCGAUUAUCUACGCAAAUCACACCCACACAGCUUCCUUAAAACUAUAUAAAUCAGACUGAUCCUGCAGUCAAACCAUCUUCGACCACCACAGCGACAUGCACAUCAUCAGCAUGCUCUUCUUACCGGUGCUGUUCCUGCUCUCCUCCGGUGUCCUCCGCGGUGCCUCCGCGGUGGAAUCCGUUCCAACCUUUGAGCACCGAGACUCCUCCACCGGUGAAACCCUCGUGUGUAACAAGUGUCCACCGGGCACGCACAUGGCCUCGUACUGCACCCCCACCACGCCCACCGUGUGCGUGCCGUGCAGGAGCCAGCACUUCACCGAGCUGUGGAACUACCUGCCCAAGUGUCUGUACUGCUACAACUUCUGCACCGAGAACCAGGAGGUGGAGACGGAGUGCACGGCGACCAGCAACCGGGUCUGUCGGUGCAAAGAGGGCUUCUACCUGACUGCAGACUUCUGCAGGAGACAGUCGGAGUGUGGGCCAGGACAAGGUGUCCAAACCAUAGGUACGCCACAGACGAACACUGUUUGUGAAACGUGUUCCAAUGGCUACUUCUCUACCUCAUCCUCUGCGCUGGAGUCGUGCGUGAAACAACAGGAAUGUGCAACCGGACAGAUUGCGCUCCUGUCCGGCUCAACUAGCCACGACACGAUGUGUGGCUCCUGCGAGGAUCUUGCAAAUGGAGGUGAGACUCUCAAGACAUUCUUCUCAGGAUUCUUCAGAAUGCACAGGAUGCGUGUGGUAAAAAUGAAGAGAUUUGUUGCCAGGUACAUUCAUAAGUCAGGGGAUGGGACUCUCCCCAAACAGAGAGGUCCUCUCCUGGAUCAUAUCAUAGCCUGGGUGGCCCAGGCUCCAGAGGAGCAGCUGAGAGCACUACCAACGAUGCUGAAGGAUUCAGAGCUCUGCUCCAUCACAGAAAAACUAGAGAAGAUUGUCGAUGACAUCAAGCAGCAGAGCCCAAACUGUACUUUAACUCUCUGAGAUGUUUAGAUAUAGACUGACAGACUCCAUGGUAAAUAGAUACAACAGAUAUACCUCUUUCUCUUAUUUGGCAUUUUUUGCCCAUUUGAAAACAAGUAAUUUCACACAUUUUUCAUUUGCAUGUCAAUUGGGAGUGCAUACACUGCCUAAAAGGUUGACCUAGUGAUGUUUCAUGAUGUUAUAUUUGCUACUAUUUAGAAGCAGUGACAUGUGGAGACACAUGAGCAGCAUCACAGACAGUGAUGCCGUCCAAUUUCCCUUCAGCUGUGUUACUUCAGUUACCAAAAUGUAAGAAUCUGGAUACUAAAUGAAGGCUGCCAUAAACAAAAUGUUAAAAAAAAUGCUUAUAAACUGCCCAUCUGUCAUGCCUUUAGUGUUGUUUGUGUAUCUUAAACUUAGGUCAGACUGUUUACUUCAGAUUUAUGUGACUAACUGUCCAAACUUGAGAGAAACAAAUGUGAAAUAUCUUGAAUGUCACAUAAUAGGUAAUACAUAUAAAUGUAUGUUUAAACGUUAUCAUAGAAAUGUAUGAAGUUCUGUAAAAUUACGUGAUAUCAAACUGAAAGCUUUUACAUGUCACGUGCAGCAAGCAGCUAAAUAAAGUUUACGAGUAUGUUUGUCA
Sebastes umbrosus (honeycomb rockfish) is the source of this 1895-nucleotide messenger RNA. RefSeq names its product tumor necrosis factor receptor superfamily member 6B-like. Gene Ontology annotation, molecular function: protein binding. The record is from RefSeq and is a predicted model, not a curated record. Lineage: Eukaryota; Metazoa; Chordata; Actinopteri; Perciformes; Sebastidae. Bases 386 to 1273 code for a protein of 295 amino acids. The transcript is spliced from 5 exons.